This is a messenger RNA of Paecilomyces variotii, 1609 nucleotides long. RefSeq names its product kinase-like domain-containing protein. NCBI's taxonomy places the organism in Eukaryota, Fungi, Ascomycota, Eurotiomycetes, Eurotiales, Thermoascaceae. Bases 257 to 1486 code for a protein of 409 amino acids. Gene Ontology annotation, biological process: protein phosphorylation; mitotic DNA damage checkpoint signaling. Gene Ontology annotation, cellular component: nucleus; cytoplasm. Gene Ontology annotation, molecular function: ATP binding; protein serine/threonine kinase activity. The transcript has a single exon. The record is from RefSeq and is a predicted model, not a curated record.
UCCUGCCGUGUCAUUCUGACUGACGCAUCGCUCUUUCAACCCAACUGGCAUAUAAUACAAUAACUAAUUAUUGCUGCCGCGGGCCUCUUAUGUCAUAUGUUGAUUCGCCUGCCUGUGACGCCUACAUACUAUUACUUCAUCGCUGCCUUGCUUGAUUCGAAGCUUUGCUGGAGACAAAAGAGCACUGUGGUCCUCUUCUGGUUAUUGUUUUAAUACUCUAAUUAUUAUUUUCGCCAAUAUAUACUUGGCUCCAUCGAUGGCGGCAAAACAUCCGCCAGUCCAGCUAGCGCUGCAAACCAGUCCUGAUGGGAAAUUGCAACUACCACAGCAUGCACCACUAUCACAUCUAACGCCUCCCGGGACACCAACUAAUGAAGGUGUCAAGGGUUCUCCACGGUUGGUAGACGGUUGCACUCGUCCAUAUGAGUCGCCUCCACCACUCGACAACUGCCUGGAAGCUGGAAAGAUCGAGCGCUCCUCAAAACGUCUUCCGGUCCCUCUGGAGUUCCUGCAGGAUUUGGAGUUACGGCGAGAUGCAUCGGGAAGGCUCAUGGAGUAUGGUCGUGGCGCAUGGAGCGUCGUUUACAUGGCCCUGUCUCGUUCGUCAUCGCAGACAUCCGGGUCAACGCCGCCAGCAUCCCCAGCGACUGCAAACCGCGUGCUGGCUGUGAAAACACCUAUACGUCGGGACGCUCAUUCCAUUCUCCAGGCGGAGGCGCUGACACUAACCCAUCUCAACCGUACUCCUGGUCAUGAGCGUCAUAUUAUACAGUUCCAUGGCUAUAUUUCCAGCUCCCAUUCCAUUGUUAUGAGUGCCGUGCCUUUGGCACUGUCGACAUAUAUCGAAUAUAGAGCUUCCACGGCUCGACAAAAUUUCUCCACACGAACUAUGUUCGAUCCUGUCUUGGGAAUCUCGCAGUGGCGGGAUCUCUCAAAAAAGCUGAUCGAAAGUCUCGACUGGAUGCAUAAUCAUGCUCACGUCGUUCACGGAGAUAUAAAACCACACAACAUCUUGCUCCGUCCCCGCCAAAACGAAGAGGAUGACAACGAUGAUUGUUUCCCUUAUGACCCUAUCUUUGUCGAUUUUUCCUCCUCUCAUGUUUUCUCGCCAGACGCCAUGUUUAAGAGCCCAUCGACGGCGAUGUCUGCGUUGACGCCUCCCUUUACGGCCCCUGAGUUGCUCUCUGUCUCGUCACUGAAGUCUCCAGGUGUGAUCUCUACGACGGCAUCUGAUGUUUUCUCACUUGCUGUGACCCUUCUAGCUGUCGCAACAGGGGAUCUGCUCUUAUACCCUGGCCUCAACAGCAUGCAGAGGCUUGCUAUGUCGCGGGAUGGCCAUCGAGUGCUCGACUAUGUCCGAUCAGGGCCGAAUGGCUCCCGUGUUCCUCGGAACGGACUUGUGGAGAAGACGCUUAAGCCAGCUGUCUCUAAGGACCCCAAUGACCGAAUCAAUGCUCAGGACUGGCUGUCCCUGGUUGAUUCAUGAUCGUGAAGUGGGAUGCUGGUUGGUGUUGUGUUCUAGCACGAGGUCUUGUUUUGGUCAUCUUCCUGCGCUUCUCUGGUGUAUUAUUUACCUUAUUUAUCUUGCCUCUUUAUACUUGCGGAUACU